GGCCGCCGCUGACGCAGUGCGGGGCCGGAGCCCUGAGCGCCCAGGCGGGCGUGGAGCGUUUUAGCCCGGCCGCCCGCAGGCCGCGUCCCCACCGGAGGGGGCAGGGCGCACUUACCGGCCGUCAGGAAGCCGCGGGCGGCCUGCUGGCUCCGCCGCCGCCGCCGCGCUCGCCUUUCAAGCGCGCCUCGUCCCCGCCCCAGAUCCUGGGGGGUGAACGGGGGAGAAGGGGCGGGCGUCCGCCAGUCGCGAAUCACCUCCUCCUCCUCCUGCCUCAGCGCCGCCGCCACCUUUCCAUUCAGUCGCCCAACAUGGCUGGAGCGUGGCGGAGGUGAGCCGGUCGCCCCCUGCCGCUCCAGUCUGCGAAACCCGAGCGCCGCGGCUCCGGCGGUGCGUCGGCUCUGCGGUGCAGAGGCCCAGGGGCCCUGCUGUCGCCGGCCGCCAGCAUGUGGGGCGCCCCGGACGAGAGCUCGGUGCGGGUGGCUGUCAGAAUAAGACCACAACUUGCCAAAGAGAAGAUUGAAGGAUGCCAUAUUUGUACAUCUGUCACACCGGGAGAACCUCAGGUCUUCCUAGGGAAAGAUAAAGCUUUUACUUUUGAUUAUGUGUUUGACAUUGACUCUCAGCAAGAACAGAUCUAUACUCAAUGUAUAGAAAAACUAAUUGAAGGUUGUUUUGAAGGAUACAAUGCUACAGUUUUUGCCUAUGGACAGACUGGAGCUGGAAAAACAUACACAAUGGGAACAGGAUUUGAUGUUAACAUCAUCGAGGAAGAACAGGGUAUUAUUUCUCGUGCUGUUAAACACCUUUUCAAGAGUAUUGAAGAAAAAAAACACACUGCAAUUAAAAACGGGCUUCCUCCUCCAGAUUUUAAAGUGAAUGCCCAAUUCUUAGAGCUAUAUAAUGAAGAGGUUCUUGACUUAUUUGAUACCACUCGUGAUAUUGAUGCAAAAAAUAAAAAAUCAAAUAUAAGAAUUCAUGAAGAUUCAACUGGAGGAAUUUAUACUGUGGGAGUCACAACACGUACUGUGAAUACAGAAUCAGAGAUGAUGCAGUGUUUGAAACUGGGUGCUCUAUCCCGGACCACUGCUAGUACCCAGAUGAAUGUUCAGAGUUCACGUUCACAUGCCAUAUUUACCAUUCACUUGUGUCAAACCAGAAUGUGUCCCCAGAUAGAUGCUGAAAAUGUGACUGACAAUAAGGUGAUUUCUGAAUCAUCACAGAUGAAUGAAUUUGAAACCUUGACUGCAAAGUUCCAUUUUGUUGAUCUGGCAGGAUCAGAAAGACUGAAGCGUACUGGAGCUACAGGCGAGAGGGCAAAAGAAGGCAUUUCCAUCAACUGUGGACUUUUGGCACUUGGCAAUGUAAUAAGUGCACUGGGAGAUAAGAGCAAGAGGGCCACCCAUGUGCCCUAUAGAGAUUCUAAACUGACAAGACUGCUGCAGGAUUCCCUCGGGGGGAAUAGCCAAACAAUCAUGAUAGCAUGUGUUAGCCCUUCAGACAGAGAUUUUAUGGAAACCUUAAAUACCCUGAAAUACGCCAAUCGGGCUAGAAAUAUCAAGAACAAGGUGAUGGUCAAUCAGGACAGAGCUAGUCAGCAAAUCAACGCACUUCGUAGUGAGAUCACACGCCUUCAGAUGGAACUCAUGGAGUACAAAACAGGUAAAAGAAUAAUUGACGAGGAAGGUGUGGAAAGCAUCAAUGACAUGUUUCAUGAGAAUGCUAUGCUACAGACUGAAAAUAAUAACCUGCGUGUAAGAAUUAAAGCCAUGCAAGAGACAGUUGAUGCAUUGAGGACCAGAAUCACACAGCUUGUUAGUGAUCAGGCCAACCAGGUUCUUGCCAGAGCAGGUGAAGGGAACGAGGAGAUUAGUAAUAUGAUUCACAGUUACAUCAAAGAAAUUGAAGAUCUCAGGGCAAAAUUAUUAGAAAGUGAAGCAGUGAAUGAGAACCUUCGAAAAAGCUUAACCAGAGCCACAGCAAGAUCACCGUAUUUCAGUGGAUCAUCAGCUUUCUCUCCUACUGUGUUGUCCUCAGACAAAGAGACCAUUGAAAUUAUAGAUCUAGCUAAGAAAGAUUUAGAGAAGCUGAAAAGGAAAGAAAAGAGGAAGAAGAAAAGGCUACAGAAACUUGAGGAAAGCAAUCGAGAAGAAAGAAGUGUGGCUGGUAAAGAGGAUAAUGCAGAUACUGACCAAGAGAAGAAAGAAGAAAAGGGUAUUACAGAAAGAGAGAACAAUGAAUUAGAAGUGGAAGAAAGUCAAGAAGUGAGUGAUCAUGAGGAGGAAGAGGAAGAGGAGGAGGAAGAAGAAGAUGAUAUUGAAGGGGGUGAAAGCUCUGACGAAUCAGAUUCCGAAUCAGAUGAAAAAGCCAAUUAUCAAGCAGACUUAGCAAACAUUACCUGUGAAAUUGCAAUCAAGCAAAAACUGAUUGAUGAACUAGAAAACAGCCAGAAAAGACUGCAGACACUGAAAAAGCAGUAUGAAGAGAAGUUAAUGAUGCUGCAGCAUAAGAUUCGGGACACUCAGUUGGAGAGAGACCAGGUGCUCCAGAAUUUAGGCUCAGUGGAGUCUUAUUCAGAAGAAAAGGCAAAAAAAGUUAGGUCUGAAUAUGAAAAGAAACUUCAAGCCAUGAAUAAAGAACUGCAAAGACUUCAGACAGCUCAGAAAGAGCAUGCAAGGUUGCUUAAAAACCAGUCUCAAUAUGAAAAGCAAUUGAAGAAAUUACAGCAGGAUGUGAUGGAAAUGAAAAAAACAAAGGUUCGACUAAUGAAACAAAUGAAAGAAGAACAAGAAAAAGCCAGAUUGACAGAGUCUAGGAGAAACAGAGAGAUUGCUCAAUUGAAAAAAGAUCAACGUAAAAGAGAUCAUCAACUUAGACUUCUGGAAGCCCAAAAAAGAAACCAAGAAGUGGUUCUUCGUCGCAAAACCGAAGAGGUUACAGCUCUUCGUAGGCAAGUGAGGCCCAUGUCAGAUAGAGUAGCUGGGAAAGUCAUGCGGAAGCUGAGCUCAUCCGAUACCCCUGUUCAGGACACGGGUUCCAGUGCAGCUGCUGUAGAAGCAGAUGUAUCAAGGGCAGGAGCCCAGCAGAAAAUGAGAAUUCCUGUGGCAAGAGUCCAGGCCUUACCAACGCCCACAACAAAUGGAACCAGAAAAAAAUAUCAGAGGAAAGGGUUGACUGGCCGAGUGUUUACUUCCAAGACAGCUCGCAUGAAGUGGCAGCUUCUUGAGCGCAGGGUCACAGACAUCAUCAUGCAGAAAAUGACUAUUUCCAAUAUGGAGACGGAUAUGAAUAGACUCCUCAAGCAACGGGAAGAACUCACAAAAAGACGAGAGAAACUUUCAAAAAGACGAGAAAAGAUGGUCAAGGAGAGUGGAGAGGGAGAUAAAAAUGUGGUUAACAUCAAUGAGGAGAUGGAGUCAUUAACUGCUAACAUAGAUUACAUCAAUGACAGUAUUUCUGAUUGUCAAGCCAACAUCAUGCAGAUGGAAGAAGCAAAGGAAGAAGGAGAAACAUUGGAUAUCACUGCGGUCAUUAAUGCUUGCACACUUACAGAAGCCCGAUACCUGCUGGACCACUUCUUGUCAAUGGGUAUCAAUAAGGGUCUUCAGGCUGCCCAGAAAGAGGCUCAAAUUAAAGUACUUGAAGGUCGGCUUAAACAAACCGAAAUAACCAGUGCUACACAAAACCAGCUCUUAUUCCAUAUGUUGAAAGAGAAAGCAGAAUUAAAUCCUGAGCUAGAUGCUUUACUAGGCCAUGCUUUACAAGAUCUAGAUAGCGUACCUUUAGAAAAUGUAGAGGAUAGUACUGAUGAGGAUGCACCUUUGAACAGCCCAGGAUCAGAAGGAAGCACACUAUCUUCAGACCUUAUGAAACUUUGUGGUGAAGUGAAACCUAAAAGCAAGGCCCGAAGGAGAACCACCACUCAAAUGGAAUUGCUGUAUGCAGAUAGCAGUGAACUAGCCUCAGACACUAGUACAGGAGAUGUCUCCUUGCCUGGCGCUCUUACACCUGUUGCAGAAGGGCAAGAGAUUGGAAUGAAUACAGAGACAAGUGGUACUUCUGCUAGGGAAAAAGAGCUCCCUCCCCCAUCUGGCUUUCCUUCUAAGAUAGGCAGCAUUUCCAAACAGUCAUCUCUAUCAGAAAAAAAACUACCAGAGCCUUCCCCUAUAACCAGGAGAAAAGCAUACGAAAAAGAAAAAUCAAAGGCCAAGGAACAAAAACACUCAGAUUCUGGAACCUCAGAGGCUAGUCUUUCACCUCCUUCUUCCCCACCAAGCCGGCCCCGUAAUGAACUGAAUGUUUUUAACCGUCUUACUGUUUCUCAGGGAAACACAUCAGUUCAGCAGGAUAAGUCUGAUGAAAGUGACUCCUCUCUGUCGGAGGUACACAGUAGAUCCUCCAGAAGGGGCAUAAUCAACCCAUUUCCUGCUUCAAAAGGAAUCAGAGCUUCUCCACUGCAGUGUAUUCACAUAGCUGAAGGGCACACAAAAGCUGUGCUCUGUGUGGAUUCUACUGAUGAUCUCCUCUUCACUGGAUCAAAAGAUCGUACUUGUAAAGUAUGGAAUCUGGUGACUGGGCAGGAGAUAAUGUCAUUGGGGGGUCAUCCCAACAAUGUUGUAUCUGUAAAAUAUUGUAAUUAUACAAGCUUGGUCUUCACUGUGUCCACAUCUUAUAUUAAGGUGUGGGACAUCAGAGAUUCAGCAAAGUGCAUUCGAACGCUGACGUCUUCAGGUCAAGUUACUCUUGGAGAUGCCUGUUCUGCAAGUACCAGCCGGACAGUAGCUAUUCCUUCUGGAGAAAACCAGAUAAAUCAAAUUGCUCUAAACCCAACUGGUACUUUCCUCUAUGCAGCUUCUGGAAAUGCUGUCAGAAUGUGGGAUCUUAAAAGGUUUCAGUCUACAGGAAAGUUAACAGGACACCUAGGCCCUGUUAUGUGCCUUACAGUAGAUCAGAUUUCUAAUGGACAAGAUCUAAUCAUCACUGGCUCCAAGGAUCAUUACAUCAAAAUGUUUGACGUAACUGAAGGGGCUCUGGGAACUGUGAGUCCCACCCACAAUUUUGAGCCCCCUCAUUAUGAUGGCAUUGAAGCGCUAACCAUACAAGGGGAUAACCUAUUUAGUGGAUCCAGAGAUAAUGGAAUCAAGAAAUGGGACUUAGCUCAAAAAGACCUUCUACAGCAAGUUCCAAAUGCACAUAAGGAUUGGGUCUGUGCCCUAGGAGUGGUGCCAGGGCACCCGGUUUUGCUCAGUGGCUGCAGAGGGGGCAUUUUGAAGCUUUGGAACAUGGAUACUUUUGUGCCAGUCGGAGAAAUGAAGGGUCAUGAUAGUCCUAUCAAUGCCAUAUGUGUUAAUUCCACCCACAUUUUUACUGCAGCCGAUGAUCGAACUGUGAGAAUUUGGAAGGCUCGCAAUUUGCAAGAUGGUCAGAUCUCUGACAUAGGAGAUCUGGGGGAAGAUAUUGCCAGUAAUUAAACAUGAGUGAAGAUAGUCAUAAACUGAAUACUGUGAUAAUACUCUGUACGUUCAUUAUGGAAAAGUUGCCUAAUAGGUGAAAAUUUAUGAAUUGGAUUAACUGGAAAAUAUAUCUGAAUCCAACUGCUGAAUAUAAAUGGUAUUCUAAUAAAACUGUGUACUAGCCUGUGUGCUUAAUUUUAAUAUCUCCCAAACAUAUAUAUCCUAUAAUCGGUAUACUGCUUGGUUCACACUUUAUUGUGGCUGGAUUUUUGUGCCUAGCUAUUAAAAAACACCUUAAAAUUAUUUGAAUUGUAAGAUGACUGCUUUUGUGACAGAAAACCCCCAGAAUACAAUGCAACCCAUUGGUAAUUCGUCAUAUAGUCUGUUCAGAUGAUUUAUAUAUUUAAACAUACUGGGAAUGUUAGUCAAAUUGUGGUCCGUCUGUCUGGUAUUUAUAUCAGUCUAUAGAGGGUUCCCAAAUUUCGAAGCUCUUUUAAUAUAAUGGAAAAAAAUAAGAUAGGAGAAUAUGAUUGAUGAUUUUGCAUAAGGUGGAAUUGACCGUCCUCUACUAACAGAAAAUGUUAAACAGUUUGUGUUAAAUGUUGAUGUUUACUUGUAUUGACCAAAGUUUUACAGCUGUGCUAUAUUCUGUGCUCAGGACUAAAAUGCUGUUAAAUUGUUUUAUUAGUGCUGUGCAUACAUUCUGCGAUGGAAGACAAUUUUGAUGUCCUAACAGAAAUAUAUUUUGAUCUAUUUUCCUAUGGAGUUGUUUCUAUUAUCCCCUUUUAAUUUCAUUUUUAUUUAAUAGUAUUUCCUUCCCCUUUUAUCUAAUUUUUUUAUAUGCUGCUAAAUAUAUUUUAAAUACACUGUGUUUGCAAACCUUGGUAGUUAUGAGAGCUCUAUCAUUUGCGGUGGGAAAAGGUAUGUAAAUAAGUAGAUUGUAAAGAAUGUCUUACCUUGUAACUGUAUGAAUUUUUAAAUGCUGUAGAUUGGAUUUUGCAAAAGGAUGUAUAAUUUAUCGGUCUGCUCAGAAUAUUAAUUUGUAAAUUCUGCAAGUUUAAUUUUUAUGUAGAUGGUAUAACAUUUGAAAAUAUUGUCUUGUGAUUUUUUUUUUUUCCCUUUGAGUAUAUUUGCUUGUAAAUGAAAGCUUAGCUACGGCUUCAAUAAACAUGUUGCUCUGAA
This is a messenger RNA of Leopardus geoffroyi (Geoffroy's cat), 6632 nucleotides long. It is a transcript of the gene KIF21A, whose product is annotated as kinesin family member 21A. Gene Ontology annotation, biological process: microtubule-based movement; mitotic spindle organization. Gene Ontology annotation, molecular function: microtubule binding; ATP binding; microtubule motor activity. Lineage: Eukaryota; Metazoa; Chordata; Mammalia; Carnivora; Felidae. The transcript is spliced from 38 exons. The record is from RefSeq and is a predicted model, not a curated record. Bases 444 to 5468 code for a protein of 1674 amino acids.